Messenger RNA from Pteropus alecto (black flying fox), 3711 nucleotides. It is a transcript of the gene PLOD2, whose product is annotated as procollagen-lysine,2-oxoglutarate 5-dioxygenase 2. The record is from RefSeq and is a predicted model, not a curated record. NCBI's taxonomy places the organism in Eukaryota, Metazoa, Chordata, Mammalia, Chiroptera, Pteropodidae. Gene Ontology annotation, molecular function: L-ascorbic acid binding; iron ion binding; procollagen-lysine 5-dioxygenase activity. The transcript is spliced from 20 exons. Gene Ontology annotation, cellular component: endoplasmic reticulum. The coding region runs from base 159 to 2471 and encodes 770 amino acids. Gene Ontology annotation, biological process: peptidyl-lysine hydroxylation.
AGUUGCUCGCGGCGCCAGGGCGCCUGCACGUCGGUCCGACUCCGGCCGUGGGUCCGCGGCGCGCGCUUGGCCCCACUCGCUGCCCCCGCAGUCCUGGCCCGGGGCGGACCAGUGGUCCCCGCGCUCUCGCGAGAAGUUCGCCGCCGUAGGGCGGUGGGAUGCCAGAGCCCUCACGGGCCCUGGAGGGGCGGAAGAUGGGGUGGUGCGCAGAAAAGCCGCAGCUUUUGCUGCUGGCUCUCAUCCUCCAGCCCUGGACUCCCUGCCUAGGUGCAGACUCGGAGAAACCCUUCAGCAUCCCCACAGAUAAAUUAUUAGUCAUAACUGUAGCAACAAAAGAAAGUGAUGGAUUCCAUCGAUUUAUGCAGUCAGCCCAAUACUUCAAUUAUACUGUGAAGGUCCUUGGUCAAGGAGAAGAGUGGAGAGGUGGUGAUGGAAUUAAUAGUAUUGGAGGUGGCCAGAAAGUCAGAUUAAUGAAAGAAGUUAUGGAACAUUAUGCCAGUCAAGAGGAUCUGGUUGUCUUGUUUACUGAAUGCUUUGAUGUCAUAUUUGCUGGUGGUCCAGAAGAAGUUCUAAAAAAGUUCCAAAAGUCAAACCAUAAAGUGGUCUUUGCAGCUGAUGGAAUUCUGUGGCCAGAUAAAAGACUAGCAGACAAGUAUCCCAUUGUGCACAUUGGGAAACGCUACCUGAAUUCGGGAGGAUUUAUUGGUUAUGCUCCAUAUAUCAACCGUAUAGUUCAACAGUGGAAUCUACAGGAUAAUGAUGACGAUCAGCUAUUUUAUACUAAAAUUUACAUUGAUCCACUGAAAAGGGAAGCUAUUAAUAUCACAUUGGAUCACAAAUGCAAAAUUUUCCAGGCCUUAAAUGGAGCUGUAGAUGAAGUUGUUUUGAAAUUUGAAAAUGGCAAAGCCAGAGCUAAGAAUGUGUUUUAUGAAACAUUACCAGUGGCAAUUAAUGGAAAUGGACCCACCAAGAUUCUUCUGAAUUAUUUUGGAAACUAUGUACCUAAUGCAUGGACACAGGAUAAUGGCUGCACUCUUUGUGAAUUGGAUACAAUUGACUUAUCUGCAGUAAAUGUCUAUCCAAAUGUAACAAUAGGUGUUUUUAUUGAACAACCAACCCCUUUCCUAUCUCGAUUUCUGGAUGUAUUGUUGACACUGGAUUACCCUAAAGAAGCACUUAAAGUCUUUAUUCAUAACAAAGAAGUUUAUCAUGAAAAGGACAUCAAGGUAUUUUUUGAUAAAGCUAAACAUGAAAUCAGUACUAUAAAAGUAGUAGGACCAGAAGAAAAUCUAAGUCAAGCUGAAGCCAGAAACAUGGGAAUGGAUUUUUGCCGUCAAGAUAAGAACUGUGAUUACUACUUUAGUGUAGAUGCAGAUGUGGUUCUGACAAACCCAAGGACUUUAAAAAUUUUGAUUGAACAAAACAGAAAGAUCAUUGCCCCUCUUGUAACUCGUCAUGGAAAGCUUUGGUCCAACUUCUGGGGAGCAUUGAGUCCUGAUGGAUACUAUGCUCGAUCAGAAGAUUAUGUGGAUAUUGUUCAAGGGAAUAGAAUAGGGAUAUGGAAUGUCCCGUACAUGGCUAAUGUCUACUUAAUUAAAGGAAAGACGCUCCGAUCAGAGAUGAAUGAAAGGAACUAUUUUGUUCGAGAUAAACUGGAUCCUGAUAUGGCUCUUUGCCGAAAUGCUAGAGAAAUGACAUUACAAAGGGAAAAAGACUCCCCUACUCCGGAAACAUUCCAAAUGCUCAGCCCCCCAAAGGGUGUAUUUAUGUACAUUUCUAAUAGACAUGAAUUUGGAAGACUAUUAUCAACUGCUAAUUACAAUACUUCCCAUUAUAACAAUGACCUCUGGCAGAUUUUUGAAAAUCCUGUGGACUGGAAGGAAAAGUAUAUAAACCGCGAUUAUUCAAAGAUUUUCACUGAAAAUAUAGUUGAACAGCCUUGUCCAGAUGUCUUUUGGUUUCCCAUAUUUUCUGAAAAAGCCUGUGAUGAAUUGGUGGAAGAAAUGGAGCAUUAUGGCCAGUGGUCUGGAGGCAAACAUCAUGAUAGCCGUAUUUCUGGUGGUUAUGAAAAUGUCCCAACUGAUGAUAUCCACAUGAAACAAAUUGAUCUGGAGAAUGUAUGGCUUCAUUUUAUCCGGGAGUUUAUUGCACCUGUUACACUGAAGGUCUUUGCAGGCUAUUAUACAAAGGGGUUUGCAUUACUGAAUUUUGUGGUAAAAUACUCCCCUGAUAGACAGCGUUCUCUUCGCCCUCAUCACGAUGCUUCUACAUUUACCAUCAACAUUGCACUCAAUAGUGUGGGAGAAGAUUUUCAGGGAGGUGGAUGCAAAUUCCUAAGGUACAAUUGCUCUAUUGAAUCACCAAGAAAAGGCUGGAGCUUCAUGCAUCCAGGGAGACUCACACAUUUGCAUGAAGGACUUCCUGUUAAAAAUGGAACACGAUACAUUGCAGUGUCAUUUAUAGAUCCCUAAGUUAUUUACUUUUCAUUGAAUUGACAUUUCUUUGGAAUGGAUGACUGGUAUGAACAUAUUUUUGAAGUUGUGCUUGAGAAGAUGAGAGGAAUAUUUAAAUAUUCCACAGAACAACCUAACUUUGGGCCAAACAUUUGAAAAACUUUAUAAAAAAUUGUUUGAUAUUUCCUAAUGUCUGCUCUGAGCCUUAAAACACAGAUUGAAGAAGAAAGGAAAAAAGUAAACACAAAUAUUUAUUUCUGUGCCUUAUUGUCUUUGAGAAUAAUGAGAAUUUUCUGAAUUUGUGUUUCAGUUGAUAAAAUAUUCAGGUACAAAUGUACAAGCAACAAAUGAGACUGGUAAUAUUUUAUUUAACAAAAGCCUAAGAAGAAUUUUAUUUAUCAACAUAUAGAUGAAGUGAAUAUAAAUGAAAAUUGGCAAUUUUUAAAAUGUCUAAAAACUGGAAUUCUAACUGAAUUUGUGUGCAACUUAUUGUGUAAGUACUUUUUGACCACCUAUGCAAGUAUGUUUUAAAGUAUAGUUCCUGAAGGAAUACCAAGAACAAUAUUACAGUUUUUUUCCUUGAGAAAAUUAGUAUAAAAUGCAAUUAGGUGCAUACCCAGUUGAAAACAUUUUUGUUUAGAUUGUUAGACAGACUUUUUUUUACAUUUGUAUUAGAAAUCAAGCCCUGUGUUCCUUCAGAUAAAUUUUCCAAGGUAGAUUAUAGUAAAUAGAUACUAGAUUUAGAAAAGCUUUCAAGCCUUUCCAUUUCUUAUUGACUUAAGAUCACCAAGUGACCUUAAGUCAAAAAGGUUGUCGUUCUUUUAAUUCUAGAAAAUAAUGAGGAAAUUUUUUUCUUUGAGAUUAGUAGUAGCAUUUUGAUUUUAAAAAAUUAAGUACUUGAAUUUUAUAUCAGGAAAAUAAAGUUGGUGAGCCUUUCUUCCUUUUUGCCCUUUGUCUCCCUCUUUAUGUUCUUUUUUGUGAAGGUUAUCCUCUUUUUUGUCUUCCCAGCGUAGUCUCCAUUUUAUCCUUCUUACUCUUUUUAUUACCUUCUCUUUAUCACACUUUAGAAUAAUUUCCUAGCACAAAAAAAUUUGUGACUUGAUUUUUCACCAUUUCUCUGAGUGAGGUUUAAAUAUCCUUAUUGUAGCUACUGUUUUUAAUUUAAAGGUUAAACUUGAAAAAAAAGUUCUAAGUCAUGGUGCCAAAAUUUAUUUUUCUAACACUGUGUGUUAGAAAAUUAUGAAAAAUAAAAUAAUUU